GAGUGCAGCACUGCCCCUAACGACACCUAUGCCGCCAGUCGCCGGUCGUCGAAUGUCGUCAUAGAGUGUAUUUAACAAUAAACUCGAAAAAGUGAGGCGAACAAAAGUGAAAUUGACAUACGCUGUGCAACCGUGAGCUGGCGACGUUGAUGAAAAAUAUAUUUCAGUUACUCAAAGACCGUCAAAAAGUGUAUACGAGUAUUUAGUUUAUAAUAAAACAGUACAAAAACAAAAGCAUUUUGCGAAAUGGGUAGCUGCUGUUCAAAGGAUCCAGACUCGAAGACUUCGUGGAGUCCUUCGGAGGCAAAUAAUGCGAGCACAACAUCGACAAUUGUCGCACAGCCAACAACCGACAAUAAUUCGGCUGGAGUGUUUACGAGCACGACAGUUGUGCCGGUUGACACAGAUGGUGCGAAUUCCGAGACGAUAACAACUAUCAUAAAAACAACAACAGUCACAGAGACGGUGGCGGCCUCGAACGAAUGAAUGAUGAACUGAGUAACUGACUGAUAGCGUCGAUGCACAGUCAGUGGCACUGCAGGAAAUGAAAUGGAAGCAUUUAGCAUUAAUUCAUACACAUUUAAGUUAAAAUAAGCAGACAGACCGAGUCAACAGUACACAUGUACAUAUAGAUUUAUAAAAAUAUAUUUACACACUAAACCGAAAAUAUUGUAUAUCGAUUUUUUGAAAUUUGUGUUAAUAAAUUUUUUUUUUGUAAGUAA
This is a messenger RNA of Anastrepha obliqua, 722 nucleotides long. RefSeq lists its product as uncharacterized. The record is from RefSeq and is a predicted model, not a curated record. The transcript is spliced from 2 exons. Bases 247 to 486 code for a protein of 79 amino acids. Lineage: Eukaryota; Metazoa; Arthropoda; Insecta; Diptera; Tephritidae.